Messenger RNA from Aspergillus chevalieri, 1365 nucleotides. RefSeq lists its product as uncharacterized. The coding region runs from base 1 to 1365 and encodes 454 amino acids. Lineage: Eukaryota; Fungi; Ascomycota; Eurotiomycetes; Eurotiales; Aspergillaceae. The transcript has a single exon. The record is from RefSeq and is a predicted model, not a curated record.
AUGCGCCGGGGGGCGAUCCACGGCCCAUUGGUGGCACAGUAUCUGGCCCGGGUGGCCCGGUUCAAGGAGAAACUGGCCGUGGCCAUCCAUAUGACGGCGGGGCAGCCGGCACGGGCCCCCGAGCUGCUCAGUGUGCAGUAUGUCAACACGCCGAACAACCAAUUCCGCAAUGUGUUCAUUGAGGAUGGGAUGGUGACACUGGUGACUGCAUACCACAAGGGCUUCCAUGCGAGCAACGACAGCAAGCUGAUCCACCGGUAUGUGCCACGGGCGGUCGGGGAGUUGGUGGUGUGGUAUAUGUGGCUGGCGAUGCCAUUCAUUGACCAGUUGACAGCGUGGCAGGCCGGCACUGCGCAUGGCACGGUGAAUGGCACAUUGAAUGGUAUGUCGAAUGGCACAUCGAAUGGUAUGUCGAAUGGCACAUCGAACGGCACAUUGAAUGGCACACAAGCCGGCACGGUGAAUGGCAUGGUGAAUGGUACAGUGAAUGGCAUGUCGAACGGCACAUCGAACGGCACAUCAAACGGCACAGCGAAUGGCAUAUCAAACGGCACACUGAAUGGCACAACAAACAGCAUACCGAUUGGCACACGAGCUGGCACAGUGAAUGGCACAGUGAAUGGCACACCGAUUGGCACACAGGCCGGCACAUCAAAUGCCAUGUCGAAUGGCACAUCGAAUGGCACACGAGCUGGCACAGUGAAUGGCACAUCGAACAGCACAUUGAACGGCACAUGGAAUGGCACACCAAAUGGUACGGUGAAUGGCAUGUUGAAUGGUAGACUGAACGGCACAUCAAACAGCACAUCGAACGGCACACCAAAUGGCACGGCGAAUGGCACAUCAAACAGCACAUUGAAUGGCACAUGGAAUGGCACACGAGCCGGCACGGUCAAUGGCACACUGAAUGGCACGGUGAACGGCAUACUGAAUGGCACACUGAUUGGCACACAAGCCGGCACAUUGAAUGGCACACGAGCCGGCACGGUGAAUGGCAUGGUGAAUGGUACAGUGAAUGGCAUGUCGAACGGCACAUCGAACGGCACAUCAAACGGCACAGCGAAUGGCACAUCGAACAGCACAUUGAACGGCACAACAAACAGCAUACCGAUUGGCACACGAGCUGGCACAGUGAAUGGCACAGUGAAUGGCACACCGAUUGGCACACAGGCCGGCACAUCAAAUGCCAUGUCGAAUGGCACAACGAUUGGCACACUGAAUGGCACGGCGAACGGCACACUGAAUGGCACAUUGAUUGGCACGUCGAACGGCACACCGGCAUGGCAGCCCCCAGCCCAUAUUUAUGGGGCCCCGACCCGGGCAUGCAGCGGCCAUGGACCCCCGAGCGAUUCCGGGAGGUGUUGA